AUGCUCCCAGUUCUCGCGAUCACGGUUCUCUGCAUCGCGACAUGGGCAUCCGCGUUGAACGAUCCGCUCUCAGAUUUACCCAGGUUCGGCACACCGCUCAACAACCUGACGGUAUCCGUGGGCCGAGAGGCCGUUUUCACCUGCAUCGUGGAAAAUCUUGGUCCGUACAAGGUGGCGUGGCUACGCGUGGACACACAGACAAUUCUUACUAUAGCAACGCACGUUAUUACGAAGAACCAUCGGAUCGCCGUGACACAUAGCGGUCAUCGUAGGUGGUGCCUUCACAUUCGAGACACCAAAGAGACGGACAGGGGAUGGUACAUGUGCCAAGUUAACACCGACCCGAUGUCCAGCAACACUGGAUUCCUCGAAGUAGUCGUACCACCGGAUAUCCUGGACGACUCCACCAGCACGGAUAUGGAGGUGCGGGAGGGGAGCAACGUGACGUUGCGAUGCGCCGCGACCGGCACCCCGAAGCCGAAGGUCACGUGGCGUCGCGAAGUCGGAGGCACCAUCACCCAGGCGAACUCGCACGAAGUAGGCCAGGGCUCCGUGUUGAAGCUAACGCGUGUCACGCGUGCCCACAUGGGACCGUAUCUGUGCAUAGCGUCAAACGGUGUGCCGCCAGCAGUGAGCAAGCGGAUCGUCCUCAACGUUUACUUUCAGCCAAUGGUAUGGAUUGAAAACCAGUUAGUUGGCGCUUAUGAGGGUCAAACGCUCGUUCUAGAAUGUCACAGCGAGGCUUAUCCAACAGCAAUCACUUAUUGGACUAGGCCGUCUAACGAAACGAUUACGAAUGAUAAUUAUAAGGUUGAGACAAUUCCAAAGGGGUACGAGAUCACUAUGAAGCUUACUAUAAAAUCCGUACAACUUCAAGAUUUUGGAUCGUAUCGAUGCGUUGCGAGAAAUUCAUUAGGGGAAAUGGACGGGAAAAUUAAACUGUACAGAAUCGAUAGAUCGCCAACGAUGCGUAGACCAAGCACCAGACGAGACUCGAAGAAGAGUUGGAAGGUGGAUCACAAUCACGAGAGGAACACGACCGGCAUGAAGGACGAACCGAUGACGAAAAUGAUCGAGAACGAGGACGAGCAGAUCGAUUUCCAUUCUUCGUCCGCCUCGUCCCUAUUCCACUGCCAUCUGCUGACCAAUCUUGGAAUUACUACCGUCACCGCCAUAUUGGCCGGUGGUAUGUCAACGUAG
Molecule: messenger RNA, 1200 nt
Organism: Apis laboriosa (Himalayan honeybee)
Lineage: Eukaryota; Metazoa; Arthropoda; Insecta; Hymenoptera; Apidae
Product: lachesin-like
Exons: 8
Coding region: 1-1200 (399 amino acids)
Cellular component (GO): neuron projection
Source: RefSeq, a predicted model, not a curated record